GCUUUAAGAGAAGCAGCAACUGCCAUUGAGCAAGAGAGAGAAAUCCUCCUGGAAAUGAUCCACAGUAUCCAGAACAGCCAGGACAUGAGGCAGAUCAGCGAUGGAGAAAGAGAAGAAUUAAAUCUGACCGCAAACCGUCUGAUGGGACGAACCCUCACUGUGGAAGUUUCAGUGGAAACCAUUAGAAACCCCCAGAAGCAGGAAUCCCUAAAGCACGCCACCAGGAUUAUCGAUGAGGUGGUCAGUAAGUUUCUGAAUGAUUUGGGAAAUGCCAAGAGUCACUUGAUGUCGCUGUACAGUGCGUGUUCGUCUGAGGUGCCGCCUGGGCCAGUGGAUCAGAAGUUUCAAUCCAUAGUCAUUGGCUGUGCACUUGAAGAUCAGAAGAAAAUUAAGAGACGCUUGGAGACUCUGCUUAGAAAUAUUGAAAGCUCCGACAAGGCCAUCAAGCUGCUAGAGCAUUCUAAAGGAGCGGGCUCCCUAGCUCUGCAACAGAAUGCUGACAGCAGAUUUAAUUAGUUUCCAAACCUGAGAGCAAUGAUGUGAAAAUAACAUGCUACCUUAAGUGAUAACUAGUUCUUUAUGUUAGGCAUAACCACUCAUUUGAUGAAGAAGAUAAGAAUAUUCCAGUGUCAUCAGUUUUAUGAAUAACAAUUAAAAAGUAGAAAUAUUUUAAUUAUCUUCCUGUAAGUUUUUAGAUUGAAUUAUUGUCUUAUACUAGGAACUAGCACCAUAUAUAUGUAUUUUUUACUAUUCUGUGGAUGAAUGUUUUGUAUGUGGGGGAAGUACAGUACGUGCUCAGCUAGGGGUAAAAGAACCACUGUUCUUACUGGGGCUUUGUCUGGUGUGGAGACACACGGGCACGUGGGGCCUUUGGUUGACUAGAAAGCUUUACGCAGCAGCACACGCACAUUUCCUGUUAGCCAAGCAGUGUGUUUACAGGGAUAAAAGGAAUCACAGAGUAAGAACCUUUCCCUACAUUCUCUUAACCAGCAGUUUUUUUAGACAUGCAUGUCAAAUUAUUUUAAACUUAAAGAUUUACACCUCACAAUAGAAAUAAUUUCUUGAUAUACAUGAAAAUAUGGCAAAUGAGAAAAAUUCACAUCUGAUUUUACCACUGUGAACAAUUAUAUAUUCACUUCACCUUUUCCACAUGCAUCAUUUCUCUAAUUACUAUGUAAAUACAAUGUUGUAACUUGCUUUUAAAAAUAAUUAAAUGCUGCUAUAAAGUCCACUUAAAUUGUCAACUUAAAAACCUCUGACUUACCCAGUCCCCUCACUAGACACUUGUUUCCAGUUUGUUGCCAUUACUGCAUAGAGCUUUUCCAUUCUUUUUGUUUUUUAUUUUUUUUAUAAAUUCCCAGCAAUGAAUCAAAGGGUAUAUACAUUUUCAUGGCCUGACAUAAUUCCAGUUUUUCUUUGUCUAAGAGUUAUCAAUUUAUACUGUCUUAAAUAAUGAAAAUGUAGCUAUUUCACUGAGCUUUCCAGCAUUAAGCAUUUUUUUCUAACAUUAGAUAUGAAACAUCUUUAGUUUGAUUUUUUUACUAACAAAGUUGACCAGCGUAUUGAUUAUUCUUUUAUCUGUAACAAAUGAAGCAACUAUAGAACACUUUUAUUUAUUAGUGUUAUUGACAUACAAAGCCCUCAACUUUCUCAAAUACUACUGCAAAACAAACAUUUCAAACUCAAUUCUUAUUAGAGCAUAAGUAUUCUUUCACACUGGAAAAAGUUAAGAUUCGGGUAUUUAUUUAUAUCAGUGUAUAUUUAUCUAUCAAUGAAAACAAUUCUGAGCUUUGCUUUCUGGACAGAAACGCCCAAUUAGUCUCUCUUCAU
Myotis davidii is the source of this 1830-nucleotide messenger RNA. It is a transcript of the gene BAG2, whose product is annotated as BCL2 associated athanogene 2. The record is from RefSeq and is a predicted model, not a curated record. The transcript is spliced from 2 exons. Gene Ontology annotation, molecular function: adenyl-nucleotide exchange factor activity; protein-folding chaperone binding. Lineage: Eukaryota; Metazoa; Chordata; Mammalia; Chiroptera; Vespertilionidae. Gene Ontology annotation, biological process: protein stabilization. Bases 55 to 516 code for a protein of 153 amino acids.